Messenger RNA from Perkinsus marinus ATCC 50983, 244 nucleotides. RefSeq lists its product as hypothetical. The transcript has a single exon. Gene Ontology annotation, molecular function: serine-type endopeptidase activity. The annotation marks the transcript as partial. Lineage: Eukaryota; Perkinsozoa; Perkinsida; Perkinsidae. Gene Ontology annotation, biological process: proteolysis. The record is from RefSeq and is a predicted model, not a curated record.
AGGGAAGUAUGCCACAGCUAAGGGCACUUCGGCUGCCGCCGCUAUUGUAGCAGGUAUAGCUGGGAUGCUCUACAGCCUUGAACCUUCUCUGAAGGCUAAGCUGACCCCUACUUACAUCAAAAGUAUCAUCAAGGAUACGGCCACCCAAGGUGUCAAGGACAGUAAAGGGGAAAAGACCCUUCCCUUCGGCCGCGUGAAUGCUGCGGCAGCUGUCAAUAAGAUACUUGAAAGAAAGAAGGUUUAA